AUGGCGACUGAACCCUCAGGGACCUCUGGAGCGAGCCCCGGCAACACUGGCAAGGCAGACAACUAUGUGCCAGUGUUCAGCAACCAGCAGAGAGAAUACAAGGAGUUCAAGAAGCGAGCUGAGAUCUACCGGGUCAAGAUGAGGCUGGCUGGGCGCCAGAAAGAGACCGUCUUCAACCUGGUGACGAUGAUGAGUGGCAAGGCCUGGGACCUUGUUGAGGACCUCCCUGUUGCGGAGAUGGAGAAGGAAGAGGGCUUCGAAAAGAUAUUUGAGAGGCUGGACAAGGGCUUUCGAUACGACCCCUUGACCGAGCUUCCAGAUGACUUUGAGGCUUACUUCAUCAAGCUGCAGCGGCGGAGCAACCAGACCUUGCAAGAAUGGAGUGCUGAAUACCUGCGAGCAGAGCGGCGACUGACGACGACUCACGGCGUGACCCUCCCGGAGAAGAUCCGUGCCUGGUUCUUCCUGAGGAGGAGUGGCGUGAGCAAGGAGCAGAGACAGCUUAUCCUCACGAACGUCGGCGCUGAGAACCUCAACCUGGAGGCCGUGAGCAAAGCAAUGAACUUUAUUCUGGGACAGGACUCCAGGCUAGAGGGCAGAGGCGACAAGUGGAACAAGAAGGUGGACCGCGCCCACUACCAGGACGAGCUCGACAGCGAGGAGUGGCCGGACGUGGACGCCACCUACUACCAGGACGUUGGUGAGGAGCCUCCUUGGCUCGACGCAGACCAGGCCUACUACGAGGACGAGGCGUCGGAGGACGACUGCGAGGAGGCCUGGGGUGUCGAGGAGUAUGACGAGAUCUACGCCGCCUAUGUCGACGCAAAGAACCGCAUGAACCGGAUGAGGACGGCCCGUGGCUUCUACCCACAGUCGUUGCCUUGGUGGAUCGCCCGACUUCACCUACGUCACCAGCUGGCCGAGGCAAGAGCCCCGGCAAGAAAGGAGGAGGAAAGAGGCCCGGGAAGAAGGGCCAGCCGGGGGAAGCAAAUGCCAGCCAAAGGAGGUGGAAGCAAGGCUGGCGCUCGUGGAAAGGCGGCGGUUGGGAGACAGGUGUGCUUGAGAUGUGGCCAGUCGGGCCACUGGGCACGCGACUGCCCGGCUGGAGAGAAGAAGCACCGCCUCGACACGCAAGCCGGUGCGAACGACGAGGUGAUGAUGGUGAUGGACGCCGACCCCACCGAUGGCAUGGACAACCACAGCAGGACCUAUGCCAUGACCCCGGUGUAUGCCCUGGACAACGACGAGGACGAUGACAACCAGACGUGCAACAGAGCGGUAGGGAUGGAGGUCUACGCGUGCAAGAAGUCCUUCCGCUGCGGCAACUCGGCCACUGAGGCUACAGGUGCUCACCUACAUCAUCCCAUCCUCUUCGGCAGGCCUGUUCUGGAGAAGCUCGAGGUGACCAUCGACUACAAGACCGGGAAGAUGAAGUGGCCCGGCGGACCGUGGCAGCCAAUAUCUCGAGGAGACCGUGGAGAACACCAGCUGGUGCUUGCCGAGGACAUGGCGACCCUCUUGGACGAGACCCAGGACUUUGAGGAGAUCCUGGCCCCCACCGACUUCGAGACACACGUCGUCUUCAGGAAGAACCUUGGCUACCAGGCGAUCCUCGGGAAGACGGCCGGCCCCAACGAGGUGUACCACACGACGCUCGAGAAGGACCACAGCCACGACGACCAGAGCAACGAGAAGGACCACAGCCGCAACGACCAGAGCAAGGAGAAGGACCACAGCCACGACGACCAGAGCAACGAGAAGGACCACAGCCGCAACGACCAGAGCAACGAGAAGGACCACAGCCGCGACGACCAGAGCAACGAGAAGGACCACAGCCACCAUGACGGCGAGCAGAACGAGCACGAGAUCGACCAGAAGGACCGCGGGGACGAGGCAAGAGAGCAGCGAAUUGCCUUCGACGAGAACCCCAGAAUGAUACCUGACAGCGCCACGGCAACAGCAUCUUCUCCAUCACCUAUGUGGACCCUGGAGGAGGUUGUUAAUGCAAAGCAGGUGCCCCUGAGCGACAAAGCCAUGGUGAAGAACCUCCCAAAAGGGAAGCUCCACGGCUUCAUUGCCAGCGCCGCCAAGGAGAAGAAGGAGCUGAAGAGUGCAAUGGACAGGGCCGCCCGCGUUUCCUCAGCUGACCAUAAGCUGGUGUGGGAGGUCUUUGCAGGGAAGGGCAAGCUGACUGCCAACUUGAAGUACAAGGGUGCAAUGACCGAGCGUUUCUCCACCAAGGAGGGGUGGAACCUUCGCCGGGCCAAGGACCGAAAGAAGUUUCUGAGGAGACUUCGCCACGAGGAGCCCGACGAGGUGGUGAUCACUCCUCCCUCGCGCCUGUGGAGCCCAACGCUGGAAAAGCAGCUGGCUUCUGUGCCCUGGUCUUUGAGUUGCAGCGACGUGGAGGCAUUCCACCGGUUGCCCGGGAUGCCUACCUACGUGGAUCAGUGCAUGUAUGGCCUCCUCACAAAAGACGGUGGCUGCCCACUGAAGAAGUCUACGUGCAUACUUACCACCAAGAGGAGCGUGCGUGAAGGACUUCACUGCGAGUGUGACGGCAGCCACGACCACGGACGAGAGCAGGGACACGCCCAACAUGAGGACAACGAGCCCCCGGAACUCAUGGCCAAGAAGUUCGCCGAGCUCAUCGUGCAGGAUGGUGUUGCAGAGGAUGCCCUCCCUAUCGACGAGGGCACCGAGGCGGCCGAUGUCGAGAUGGAGCAGGCCACCGGCGAGGAAGCACAGGAGGAGCCCGAGGUGAUCAAGGCCAACCAGAGCCUGAAGCAGCAAGUGGGCAGACAAGCCUUCGGCUACGUUGCCCGCCUCCACAAGAACCUCGGACACCCGAGCCCAACAGUGCUGGCGAGGACGCUGGAGGAAGUGCAGGCGACCGAGAACGUGAUCACCUGUGCUAAGAACUACCUGUGUGCUGCGCCGGGAGUUCAACGAGCGGCUCAGCUCGACUCGGCCGGGAUCGACACCGAUGAUGGUCGCAUGUGCGUGCUCACCAUCAUGUGCCAGGCUACCCGAUUCGUGACCGUCAGGGUCCUGGCGAGCGAGCAAAGCAAGGAGCUUCUGAAGGGGCUCGAGCGCGCCUGGAUCAAGCACUUUGGGGUUCCCAAAAUUAUCAGGAUUGAUGAGGCCAAGGGCUGGAGCGCCACCUUGAUCCGGGAAUGGUGCUCGGACCACGGCGUUGAGCUGGAAAUUGCUCCAGCAGAGGCACACAGCUGGCUUGGAGCUGUUGAACGUCGGCACCAAGUGGUGCGAAGAAGCUUGGAGCUGUAUAUGGAGGACCGCCAAGACCGCACAAGGACAGGGCUGCGUGAAGCCGCCAUCUUUGUGCCGGGCCAGAUCAACUUGCUGAGUUCGGUGAAAGGUUUUUCCCCGGCCCAAUGGGUGCUUGGCAAAACUCCAGCAAACAGCUUCAGCCUCACCAACGAGAUCUUCAACCCAGCCGCCCCGGAUGCUGAAGAUGAUGCCGGAGCCUUUGCCGCAAACCACCGCAGCAGGACUGCCGCCCAGAUUGCCUUCCUGAAGGUGGGCCAGAAGGUUUUCUUCUGGCACGUACAGGGAGCUGGCAUUCUUCAAAAGAACCGCUGGCGGGGACCAGCUCGGGUUGUUGCUGUUGAGACCGACGAUGGCGGCAAGGAGCGGGUCAUUUGGCUGGCCCACGGCACCUCUCUUCUACGCUGCGCCCCUCACCAGGUGCGGCCCGUCAUCGAGGACACUGGCUACAAUGUUGCGUCCGACCCCGGUGCGGCCAUGGAAGCCCUGCAAGAGCUCAAGGCCCGGAGCACAACCCAGUUCAAGGACAUUACCGCCAGCGAGCCUGUUCUGGAGGACAACGUCGACGACCACCUCUCCGACUACGAACCCAGCCUGCCUGACGACAACAGCCGCCCCAGCGACGCUGACGAGGAGACCGAACGACCUCUACCACCUCUGCCUGGCGUUGUUGAGCUGGCCUUCCAGGAUGUGCUCUCCCGGCAGCGUCCCCUCACCCGGCGCAUCAGCACCGCCGAGCCCGAGCCGGAGCAGCUUGACGCCGAUGUCCCGCCCGACAAGCGUGCGCGACUGGAUGAUGAGGAGCUCUAUGUGGAUGCCUAUGUGGUGGAUACAGCCGACAACGACUUCCCUGAAGGUUGGGCCGUGGUCGAUGGCGAAAUUGCCAUCGAUGAGGCCUGGGUGGCAAGAGUCGAGGCGAAGGAGAAGCACAUGAAUGUGGAGCAAAGGGUGUGGCAGUUUGCUGCAGAUGGCGAGAACAGGGCUGGCCGAACCGUCUCAGCCCGAUGGGUGCUCUCUUGGAAGGACCCCGACGUGAUGAACAUCGAGAAGGCUUCACCUACAGCGCCACGAGGGGCCGAGUUCAACAGGAAGAUCGUGGUGAAGCUGCCGGCCGAUUGUGGGCCGCUUCUGGGAGCUGGUCCGCAGCCGACAUAUAUGCGGAUGCUCAAGUCAGCCUAUGGGCUGGCCGACUGCUUGGUGCUGCACGUCGACGACCUCCUUGUUGCCGGGGAUGGCCAGAACACCGAGUUCAAGGCAGCCAUCGCCGCCCUGAAGAAGAUCUUCGACUUCGGCAAGUGGCAAGAGCUGCACGACAAGGGCCCCAUCCUCUACUGUGGUGGCAAGCUGGAACGGGAUGCAGCUGGCAUCCACCUUGGGUACGCCGACUACCUCAAGAAGGUCGCUCCUGUGACUGUUCCCCGCGCAAAGGAGAACAAACCUUUGCAGCCGAGAGAUGUGGGCAAGCUUCGUGGACUGAUUGGUGCUCUCCAGUGGCCAGCCGGCCAAGGACUCCCUGCACUGAGCGCUUCCCUGAGCAUCCAGGCUGCAGGCAUAAACCAAGCCGACACCAACCUCGUGAACGAGCUCAACAAGACCCUCAGGUUCGCGAAGGCCCAGCGCAGCUACCGGAUCACCAUGGGCAAGGUGUUUGGCGACCUCAACGACGUGUGCCUGGUGGUGUUCAGCGACGCCGCCUUCGCCGUGAGGCCAGAUGGGUCAUCCCAAGUCGGCCUCCUCGUGGUGAUGACCUCCAAGAAGGUGCUUAGUGGAGACACCGUGCCAUACUCUGUCCUGAGCUGGAGGUCCCACAAGCUUCAAAGGGUGUGCCGCAGCAGCCUUGCAGCAGAGGCCCAGGGGCUUGCAACGGCCCUCGACGAGCUUGUGAUGGUUAAGUUAAGGAGCUCGGUCGCUGUGAUCGACGCCAAAGCCCUUUACGACGCCCUGAAGAAGCCCGGCUUUACGCUUGGGACCACAUUGCGGUGGGUCUCGAGCGAGCGGAUGCUGGCGGAUGGACUCACGAAGGUUGGGUCGCGACAGGAGCUUGCCGACACGAUGAUGUCGGGGAGGCUCAGCUUGGUCUACGACAAGGACUUUGUGGCCGCGAAGAAGAAAACGAAGGAGGAGCGAGAGCGAGCUCAGCGAGCAUCUGGGGGGCAAUAUGGUUCCCGAAUCGCACAGCACAUAUCGAUGGUGCUCCUCGCGCAGGCCGCCAACGGUGUGGAUGGCACGACCCCGGACGACGGCAACCACACGACUGACUACACCGACCUGCUCCUCGGCUUCCUCUUCCUGCAGUUCACCUUCGUGCUAGCCUAUGUCCUGUACAAGAUCGUGAGCUACGUGACCGCGGCGACUACUACGAGGACCAGAUCCGUGACGACAGGCCGCAACCAGGACACCAAGCUCUACCACCUCAACGCCAUGACGAGGCAGUGCCAGAACGAGCUCGACGAAUACAGAGAGUACACAGCCCAGCUCAAGGCCGAAAACACUGGCUUGUGGCGGCAACUCGAGGUCAAUGCUUCCACCCACGCGAAGACUGUGGGCACCUACGAGGGGCCCGUCCUGUUGCAAAGACGCUGUGCAGAGACUGCGAACGCGGACUGGGCUGAAAGCCGAGCGCAAGCAAACGCUCCUCCACCCCAACGGCCCGAGUCCACCCAAGCCUCCCCGCCGGGUGCCGAGAUUACCCGGCUCGAGCUGAGUUUCGAUUGCAAGAAAAGUCGGCGUCUGGUUGACGCAUGCUUUGCGUUUUGCCAGGGCCUGAAGCCCCUGGACAAUGCCCAGUCCGCCGUGGCUGCAGCCGCCAAUGCUGCGGCUUUCUCUCGGCAAAGCCUCCGAGAGUGCUGGGGCCAAGUUAUCACACCUCUACCUGGCUUGACGCUUCCUUUCAAGCAUUUCGUGACCGGAAAGUACCAUUCCAAGCCCCAAGCUCUGGCGAAGCCCGAAAAAGAACUGCCCUGUUAA
Messenger RNA from Symbiodinium necroappetens, 6255 nucleotides. The record is from the annotation of a GenBank genome assembly. Lineage: Eukaryota; Dinophyceae; Suessiales; Symbiodiniaceae.